Molecule: messenger RNA, 1432 nt
Organism: Oncorhynchus mykiss (rainbow trout)
Lineage: Eukaryota; Metazoa; Chordata; Actinopteri; Salmoniformes; Salmonidae
Biological process (GO): sperm-egg recognition
Cellular component (GO): membrane
Source: RefSeq, a predicted model, not a curated record
CCCAAUUCUGACAGUAUAAAAUCCAAUGUCUAGGACCCAGGCUUUACCAGUUGGUUUUGCUAAAUAAGACGUUUGAAAGGGAUUUUUUUUUGCGAUCAAAUCUCAACUCAUCACUUCUGUCAAGAUGAACAAAAUCGUUUUCGGAAUCCUUGCAGUUGUUGCAUCUUUUAUGCUAGUGGAGUCGCUGACAUGUAACAAAUGCGAUGUGGGCCUGGUGGGCGUUUGCCUAAAUGCUGCUGAUCAGGUCUGCACAACCAACACAAGUCGCUGCUUCACUGGAAAAGCUACCUUCCCCUCCCUCAGUACUUUCCUAGGCUUCAACACCCAAGGCUGUCUGGAGAGUGCUAUGUGCAACACCACCGAUGCCACCCUCAUGGGCGCCACCUACACCAUUGUCAGGACCUGCUGCGACACCAACAAGUGUAACCCAGUCACAAUCAGCGGCGCAACCUCUGCCAAGCUCUCUGUCACCGCAGCCCUCAGUGCCACCCUGGUGGCCUCCGUGUGGGGCAGCAUGCUGUACUAGAACUAGAACAACUAGAAGACACAUUCUGAUUCUGAUUCCGAAGAACCAGAAGACAGCCCCAACAUCGAAAUAAAGACUUUACAUCCUCCAGUCUGAAAUAAAGACCAAUCUUAGUAUGUUUAUACAUCAUGAAAUUAGUGUUGUUUUAGUAAACCGGUUUGACGAAAUGUGUGUUUCAUUCACACUGCAUGUUUAAACCAGCUUGACUUGUUUUUCUCAUGUUUUGAUGGUAUGCUGUCACAUCGCCCUCUCAAGUUCUUUGCCUCCUAUCAGAAAAAUGCACCGAGUAUCCAUAAUCAAAGGCUUUUUAGUUAUCACCUCAAAUUUUGAGAGAAGCACAUGUCUCAGAAUGCAUUAAAGACACUCAUUUUGUUACUUAUUAGAUACUUAUUGUUUUGGAAGUCGAUCAGUGUAUUGUUGAAGCUGUAACAUUGAAUUCUUAAACUUUACAUAUGUGUUUUUCUUCGUUCUAAUUAAGCUUAAGUUACUAUGUGUGGCGGCGUAUGUAUUAUGGAAUGAAAAUAAUGGAAAGCAAUCUUUCAUUUUUUGCUGUUUUGAAUUAUCAGCAGUUUUGUAAUUAAAAGGAAUCACUCACUUUGGUGCAAUUUUCACGUGGUACAUUUUCCCAACUCUUAGCAUAAAGAUCGAAACAGAUCAUCAAAAUGCAUCAUGUUUCAAUACUCUAAGUACAUGUUCAAUUGACUGAGUACAACAAACAAAUUCACAAGUCACUUUUUCACUGCACCAGAUCACUUUCAAUUUCCAUUUUUUUGCACCUAAACGUCUAUAUCGGUGGGCGGCAGGUAGCCUAACAGAAAGGUCGCUGGUUCGAAUCCCAGAGCCGACUAGGUGAAAAUUCUGUCUGUGUGACCUUGAGCAAUUCACUUAACCCUUAUUGCUUCUGGA